AUGUGCCAAGACCUUGCGGCCGAAUCGGAUGUUAUUAUCGCACAAGCCAAGAAUGCUCUAAUAAGAGUGCAGUGCUACGAAGGAUGCCUUCACCUCAUCCAAAAGGCACGUAUAAAGGCGAUACAGCUCAGCAGUAAUGAGGGGCUGAAGAUGGAGCUUAUAAUGAGGCUAGUGCCAAAUAUUACCGUGAUCCGAAGUCUGUACGACCUCGCCAUCGAUACCGAGACGAUAUUUGCGGCACUUGUCCAGAUUUCUAGUCAAAAAUCAACCAAGAAGGCUGCAGGUUUCCUCAUGGAGAAGAUCGCGAGUCUGGUAGACUUUGCAGUGAGUUUUGAUAGUCUGAAGGCGAAGACUCCCGAUAUUCAGAACGACCUCAGCCACUUUCGACGGUUUGUAGCGGUUAACGCCACGUUGUCAAACCAACUAGAGAGUCUCACCGACGCCCCGCUGAAUGCCAUGUCAUUUUUCGUGGCCGAUCAUUGUCCAAUGCUGAAGGUGCUGAUCCGAGCGAUCGAGUGCGCCAUGACGAAAGAGCCGUCCGCUGUAGACGUAUCAGCCUUCCUGGCAAAUUCCCGUUGUUCCUCGAUGACAGGUAGCAGACCAAAAGAUGGGCGUCCUAUGAUGAACUACCUUCGGGCUAUGACUGGAGCUAUCAUCCUGUACGACCAUACAGCGGCUCAUGGAGCGUUUGGAUCUAAAUCGGAAGUGAAGAUCAAGCGCUGCGUCAAGGAGCUCGUGCAGUGGAAACAGAACGGAGCAACAACGGAAUUGCUCGACACCAUCAAGUACUGCAGUCUACACUACAAUGACCCGUCAACCCCUGAGAAGAUUCGGACACUAAUGAAUAAGUAG
Molecule: messenger RNA, 852 nt
Organism: Phytophthora infestans T30-4
Lineage: Eukaryota; Oomycota; Peronosporomycetes; Peronosporales; Peronosporaceae
Exons: 7
Coding region: 1-852 (283 amino acids)
Biological process (GO): regulation of actin filament polymerization
Molecular function (GO): small GTPase binding
Source: RefSeq, a predicted model, not a curated record